AUGGAGAGCUCAGCUAAAGAUUCCCAACCAUGGAAUCGCCUUGACGACAUCGUACAGCUAUCUUAUACCGUUACAGGCGUAGACGUAAUUUACUCUCAAUACAACGACACCACCUGGCACCUUCACAUCCUCUCGGAUCAAAACAAAUACUAUUAUGCGCGGUAUCAAGGAGAGACGCAAUUGGAAAAGCUUAUGCAAAUACGUGAACCACCAGCUACAUCACCAAGUGAUUUCACUCGCUGGCUUUUGGAAAGCAUCAUUCAAGGCCGAUCGGCUGUUUCAGAUACCAGAACGUUUACAGUGAGCGAUCGUUCAACAAAGAUAGAGAUACCAUUGGAGAUUGUGGAUGAUGCAGAUGCGUUUCGACGCAUAUCUUGGAGCCUUCUUCUCAAGUUAGUUGAGCAUGUACAAAACGAAGGAUGCAGCAUAAAAUCAUCUCAUCAAUCUUCAGGCAAAGACGACCAAUCCACUACUUCACCAUCCUCAUUAACUCAAGAAGACUCUGAUGCUCUUAAAUUGAAACAGCAAAACGAGCUUUUGAAUGCAAAGCUUAAGGCCGUAAUGACACAGCAUCAAUCUGAAGGAGUUGCUGAUCAUACCCCUUCACCGCCUGAUUUAAGUACAACUAGCCAUGCGCCGGUGAGUCAGCCUGCCGUUUUACAGCCCAGGCGGAAAGGAAUGAGUCUUAUCAAUCCACGUAUGAAAAGACGACGUCAUCCUGGCACAGAUGGUUGA
Messenger RNA from Lichtheimia ornata, 735 nucleotides. RefSeq lists its product as uncharacterized. Lineage: Eukaryota; Fungi; Mucoromycota; Mucoromycetes; Mucorales; Lichtheimiaceae. The record is from RefSeq and is a predicted model, not a curated record. The transcript has 6 exons. The coding region runs from base 1 to 735 and encodes 244 amino acids.